ACAUUGCAACAAAAUGGGAACUAUAAAGUAUGGGGCAAUCAAGCAAUGCCCUUUAGCAUUAAUAUUCUUGAUUAUUGGUUGUUCUUCUUCUUCCUUUUGUCCCUAAACAACGUUUACUCAGCAUUCAUUUCAACCAAAGCAAUGGAUGCAGAACAAGUUCUGAAAUUGUUGGAUACUUUCUGGUUUCAGACAACAAUUUUCACCAACAAAACCUCGUCACCUUUUCAUGCGACAGCGGACACAACAUCUCAGUCCCUUGUGAAGGAAGUGCUUCCUUUUGAUUCAAAGCUCAUCAGAGUUUCAACCCUGCAACUGAGGUCUCUUAGUGACCAAAACCUGGGGUCAAGUAUGGGUGUUUUCUCUGAUUUUCCAUCACCAAAUUCUGUCCUCACACCACCGAAGCUGAUGCCAAUUCUUUCUGGGAAGGAAGUGGGAGAUUUUCCACCGGAAAAAGGUAACGGAAAGCAUGAAGAUGAACAAGUAGUCACUACCAAAAAAGUGUGUCACAGUGAUAGAAGAAGAAGAAGAAGAAGAAGUUUCAGAAAAGGAAAAGCAACAAGAAGCCUCUCAGACCUUGAGUUCAAGGAGCUAAAAGGCUUUAUGGAUUUGGGUUUUGUGUUUUCCGAGGAGGACAAAGACUCAAGAUUGGUUUCUCUGAUUCCAGGGUUGCAAAGGCUAGGAAGAGAAGAUGCAGAAGAAUUGAGUUCACAACAUAACAUUGAUGAAACUGUGAUUUGCAGGCCUUAUUUGUCAGAAGCUUGGGGUGUUUUAGACCAAAAGAAACAUGUGAAUCCAUUGCUAAAUUGGAGGGUACCAGUUGUAGGAAAUGAGAUAGACAUGAAGGACAAUCUCAGGUUCUGGGCUCAUACAGUAGCAUCAAUUGUAAGAUAACAACGAAUGAGUUUCCUUUUCUGGUGGAUGUUCUGAGCACAAUCUUGUUUCUUCUGUUUUGAAAGUCCUUAGAUGUAUAUGUUUGACUCUGUCUGCAACAAUAAUACAUGUACAUUUCCUAUGUUAUAUUUUGUAAUUUGUACCCUUUUUCCCUAUUUUUCCCAUGUGCAGUUUUCAUCAGUUUGCGAAAUGAAGCACAUGAUAUGAAGAGAAGGUACAUCUAUGGUCCAUUUUUGCAUCUUUACUUCCAGAGAAUUUUCAUUUGUUUUUUCU
Messenger RNA from Vigna angularis (adzuki bean), 1164 nucleotides. RefSeq lists its product as uncharacterized. The transcript has a single exon. The record is from RefSeq and is a predicted model, not a curated record. NCBI's taxonomy places the organism in Eukaryota, Viridiplantae, Streptophyta, Magnoliopsida, Fabales, Fabaceae. The coding region runs from base 46 to 891 and encodes 281 amino acids.